AUGUCACUCACUAUGAUUAAGCAGAAGUGGUUCCCUUCUCGCGACACAACGACCUCCUUCGCCGGCAAGAACAUCAUUGUUACAGGAGCCAAUUCUGGAAUUGGGUUCGAGGCAGCAGUAAAGUACUCGGCCCUCGGAGCUUCGAAAGUCAUCCUUGGUGUUCGAUCCGUACAGAAAGGCGAGACAGCAAAGUCCGCUAUCGAAGGCCGGACACACAAGACUGGACAACUUGAAGUGUGGGAGGUGGACAUGUGCUCAUACGACAGUAUUCAGAAGUUCGCCGAGCGUGCUUCGAAAGAGUUGGAUCAUCUGGAUAUUGCGGUCUUGAACGCUGGGGUCACGGUUCCCGAGUAUCGACAAAGCAAAUACAGAUGGGAAGAAACACUUCAAGUCAACACACUAUCAACAUCCUUACUCGCUUUCCUCUUGCUACCCAAGUUGAGGGCUUCCAAAACUGCAGCAAGUGAGCCUGUCCUCGAGAUUGUCGGAUCAAGUCGUCACUAUGCGGCCAGCAUUCCGGCCAGCCAUAAAGACGCCAUUCUAACGUCCUUCAACGCAAAAUCGACCUACAACGUGCACGUUAACUACGCAAUAUCGAAGUUCCUCAUCAUGAGCAUCGUUGGAACCCUUGCGAACAUCACUUCGAAGAACGUCAAAGAGCCUGACGUCGUUAUUACUGCCGUGUGUCCUGGCGCCGCCAACACCAACUUGGCCCGAGAGUUUGAUGCGUGGUACUUCAAGCUCAUAGUACCGAUUUUCCUGGGCCUUUUCUCCAAAAGUGCCGAAGCUGGUUCCAGGAUCAUUGUCAGUGGGACGACUUUGGGAGCGGCUGGAAAUGGCAAGUUUUGGUACCAUGACCAGAUUAGACCAGAUCCACCGCUACUUCAGGGCGAAGAGGGAGAAAAAUUGCGGGAGCAGAUUUGGACUGAAGUCAUAGGUGCGCUGAGGAAGGAUGUUGGAAGUAUAGACUCGAUCAUUGAGGCCGCCAAAGGACCCAAGGUGGCUCCUCCGCCCUCUCUCCGCCGCAGCGUAAAGCCCGCAUCCCACGCCACCUCCUCUCUCCUCCGCUACAUCUUCCCAUCCACGCGCACCCGAGCACGCGCUCAGCUCUCACGAUUCCGCCACGAGACCAUCCCGAAUUUCAAGCAUAGGGCCCAGUCCCGUAUCUGCAGAUAUAUCCUCUACCGCCAAGCUACAAAGCUCAAGAAGGCAAAGGACCCACAGAGCAUCAUCCAGCAACUCCGCAGCUUCGGACGGCACCUGCUAAGACCAGGCCCUACAACUACUUCUAAUAGAGACGAUGUUGUCGCCCGACGGCGCAUGAUGAACCAGUCGCGUGGUUCUAACGGCUACGAUAUGGAGAGUUCUGGUGCUGGUCAAGACAUGGGCGGGUAUAGGUCCGAGGGACGGGAGCCUGGAGCGAGGAGGAAGAAACUGGCGGGCUAUCUAAAGGCGGCAAAUGAGCUGCGGCAGUCUUACCAGCAGAGCUACACCCAAGGAUGGAGCAGUAACCGGGAUAUGCGGUAUGAGGAUGGAGAUGACGGCACGCCAGGUGCCUUUCCGGAUGCUGCAGUGGUCAGAAGUGGAGAGGAAGAGAUGAUCUUGUUUCCGAGUUAUUCCAGGAAGCAUAUCAAGAAGAAGCCACAAGCGGAGCCUGGAACAAUUCAGGAGACGCCGGGCGACGGACGAGAUGUUCGAGACUCAGUUGGUGCUGGAGAUGCUGAGUUCUGGAAACAACAGUGGGAGGCUUAUGAGGACGAUAAUGCCAUUGUGGAUGUCGAUGUACGCGGGUGGAUAUAUUCUCCUCACAAGGGACAGCUAACUCGAAAGCACCGCCUAUUUGUAGGGGUUGCGAGGAGCCUUGUUGGUAUAAAUGCACCUCCAGCCAAGAGCAGCGACAGCAGCCGGAAUCCGAGUCCGCACAGUGGCCACCAAGAAAGAGCAGCGAGACGGGACGAAGACAUGGUUGCCAAAGAAGCCGACGCUAUUCUAAUGAAAGGCGAGAAAGAGGGUGCUAUUGCGGCCAAGGGCGGGUAUAGUGAGGCUGCUCGAGAUGACGAUUCGGACAGCCCAUACGAUUCGCCUGCACAACACUCACGAAAAGGGUCACAUCAACUGAAGCACGCCGCCUCUUUGAAGUCCUUGAAUUCCUUGAAAGAUGACGAUAUAACUCCAUUGCAGAAACGGCAAUCAUGGAAUCAACCAGCAAAUAUGAGCCCUACUGAGCUUACAGAAGCAAACAACCAUCUAAUGGCGCGACUAAAACCUUUCAUGUCGAACCCUAUGGCGAAUGAGCCCAUUAGCGUUUUCUUCUAUAACGAGGAUACGUCAAAGCAGAGAACGGUGUACACCAACGCGGCUGGCCACUUCAACGUCCGUGCAGCUUUAGAUUUUAUCCCAACUCAUGUACGGAUAAUAGCAUCGGAACGUCUUUCUGCUACGACGGAGGUGGUCAUAACCGAUCCCACGGGCAUCAGUCUCAUCAGUGACAUCGAUGAUACUAUCAAACACUCUGCAAUCGGCAGCGGUGCGCGCGAGAUUUUCCGUAACGCUUUUAUUCGCGAACUCGGCGAUUUGACCAUCGAAGGCGUUACAGAAUGGUACAAUCGAAUGGCUGAUAUGGGCGUGAAGUUCCACUACGUUUCCAACUCGCCUUGGCAGCUUUACCCAGUCUUAACGAAGUUUUUCACACUGGCUGGCCUUCCAUCCGGAUCCUUUCAUCUCAAGCAAUACAAUGGCAUGCUACAAGGUAUCUUCGAGCCAGUUGCGGAAAGAAAGAAGGGCACACUCGAUAAGAUUGCCAGAGACUUUCCGGAGAGGAGCUUCAUUCUUGUGGGCGACAGUGGAGAAGCUGAUCUCGAAGUCUACACAGACUUUGUUCAAGAAAACCCGGGAAGGGUGUUGGCAGUUUUCAUUCGAGACGUAACAACACCUACGUUCAAGGGGGGCUUCUUUGAUUCCUCAAUGGGACCUUUGACUGGCGAGAGGUCGUCAAGUACAGGUACGCAAGGUGGGAGGAAUGGCCGAGCGACUGCUUCAUUGACACCCAUGGAAGAAGAUGACGACCCUCAUCUCAAGGCAGCAAUCUCUGCUUCACUUAAGGACAUGGAACGAGAGAACAAGAAGGGCAUCAAUUCGUGGCCUCACGAGGAGGAUUCCCCAGAGAGGAGACCUCAGCUGCCACCUCGUAGAUCAACACAGCCACGUCAGCCAGAACCGCAGGAGAAUCUCAUAGACUUUUCGGACGGUGAGCAGGAUCCUGGGUUCCAUAACCAAUCGCCACUUCGACGUGUCCAUACUUCAGCUGAGGUUGAGGAUUCUGAGAAGCGUAAGUCCGUAGCCUCGACCUCCAGUGCAAAGUCGAUGCCACCGAAGCUACCGCGGAAGCCUGUUGCAUUGCGUAGUACUUCGAACGAAGAAGCACCGCUUGCAUCCUCUACAACCUCAUCAAAGCCGCCUAUACCCCCAAAACCUCGCCGUCCAUCCAACUCCAUCCACGGAUCCAGCCCCUUAACCAACCAAGUCCAGACUCAAUCCCCCAAACCAAGACCAGCACAAAAGCCACCCACAGAGCGCGCCGAGCCAUCAUAUUCCUACAGGGACUCCGCCCGCCAGAAACUCGCGUCCGCAUACAACAAUCUCCCUUCCGCCUCCUCAUACCUAUAUGGAACACCACAGGACCAGACAUCACCCACCAGCGACUCGGUGCGCAGCAUGAGCACAUCCUCCGAAGCGUCAACGAAACGCACAGCGCCGCCUCCCCCACCGCCGCGGAGGGCGAUAGCCUCCUACCCCGUCGCCGCCGCUUCAUACGCCUCGUCGAAAGUGCAAGGUGCAUGGAGCGGCGGCAACCCCGCUGCAAGCAGCAAUCUCAAUAUCUCUCAGUCUCAAAGCAAUGCGUACAGCACGACGUCCUCUCAGCAAUACCCCUCCCGAAACAACGACUCGACUCUUGGUACGAACGGCGGCAACGGGGGCGGAAACGGGCAAGGCAUGAACAAGAAAGAGCAGCUUUGGCGACAGCGGUGGGCGCGGGCUGAGCAGAUCCUUGGCGAUAAGGGCGUUUUGCUGCGCAGCUGGCGGGUGGGGAGUGAUGUCAUGGACGAAGCCGUCAAGAUCGUAGAGAAGGCGAAUGAGCGGAGAGAGUACGAGGGGUCUAGAGAGCGGUCUGAUAAACGGAAGAAAUGAGUAUAAUCGGUUGCUCUUGGAAUUUAGUUGUGUUACGGUGCUUGGGAAACGGGGGAUUGCAGCAUGGGUAGCGACAUCUACAGGAGCGGUGAGCGCUGAUUUGGUUUAUUGGGUACUCUUUGAAAAACUAUGAUUCGCGGCGUACUAUUCUUCCGUCUCUCCAUCGUCUCAUAAGGGUUUAGAUAUUGCCCGAGUGCUCUAGCAUGCCCCCCUGUCCUUUGGGCGUGUAAUUGAGAGAGAAGUUGACCCACAUGGGAGCCCAUGC
This is a messenger RNA of Mytilinidion resinicola, 4453 nucleotides long. RefSeq lists its product as uncharacterized. NCBI's taxonomy places the organism in Eukaryota, Fungi, Ascomycota, Dothideomycetes, Mytilinidiales, Mytilinidiaceae. Gene Ontology annotation, molecular function: phosphatidate phosphatase activity. Gene Ontology annotation, cellular component: actin cortical patch. The record is from RefSeq and is a predicted model, not a curated record. The transcript is spliced from 3 exons. Bases 1 to 4188 code for a protein of 1395 amino acids.